AAUCCAAACAUGGUCGCAGGUAAAAGCUUGCGAAGAGCACUAUUUAAGUUUUCUGAUCGCCUGCUUCUGGUUUUAUUAUACGACUGUGUACCAGGUAAUGAGCGAAUGGGCCUCUUUCUGCGUCAUAAAAUAGAACGAUGCUCUGGCGUCUGAUCUGACCUUCAGAUCAACAGUGAGUUGUAAAGUCAGCUCGCUACCGUAGUCGAGUAGAACGUGGACGUGUGUGGGAUGUCAUUGCGCCAAGGUCGCCAGAAAUAGUGCGUGGGAGAGAGAAAAGCCAAGCGAAAGAAAGGGGCAGGAGCGCGAGAGUGGGAGAAAAUGUACUCACGGAAUGGAUCAGGCCAUUGAGUCCAUCUGAUUUCUGCACACUAAGAGGAGAGUGCGGGGGAGGUGAUGGAAGAGAAAGCCCUGGUGGGGCUUUGGGCGAUUCCCGCUUUCCCUGGAUCGAACAUGUCAGGCAUGGGGUGGGGGGAUUUUGGUUUCAGAAGGUUGUGGACUACUCUUAGGCACCACGCACAGGCCCCGGCAGAGCUUUUGGUUCAUGCAACGACUCCUUUCGUCAGGCCUGGCGCUCUGCUGAUCUGAGGAUCAUGCUCUGCUUUGUAUAUAACUGUGGGUGUGGAGGCAAAAUCCGCUCAUGCUCAUGCUCAUGCCCGAUCAACUCCAUGUCCUUGCAUUGGCAGCUUGAGAACUCUCGGUGGCCUCGUCCUGGAAUGUUGUGUACGAUAUGGUAACGCUGAAGCGCAGGCUAGAAGGGUCGGUAUGCAACCGCUGCUUAAAAGGAAAUGGAUCAGAUGGAGACAAUUCUAGAGGAUGGUGAUUCCGCCUCGAAUGAAUGGAUCCAUUUCCCGUGUUUUUCCAAAGCUGGCCAAAUGCUCAUGGAAGACAUGGCCCACAUUGUAGAGAUGGAGCUCGGUGAGCUGUUGUAUGCCAGCAGAACACCGUCGAAUGUCACUCGAUUCAUAAGCCCGAAGGGCAAUGCCGAAGGCUCCUUGGUGCUUAGAGCAGGCAGGAGCAGAUCCAAGGUGGAGUUCGUGAUGGGAUCGUGGCUGCGGUACGAUCUGCCUUUCGGCACCCUGAAGGUAGCCACAUUAUUUGUCAUGGCCAGCGCGGAGAGUGAUGCUCCGCACUUCCUCUUCGAGUUCAUCGAAAAUGGCUCGAGCAGCCUCGUCAUCCUACUCGAUCUCCUACCUCGAAAGGAUGUGGUGCUGGAACCGGAGUACCUCAAGAGAUUCUACGAGAAGAGCGAGCUGGAGAGCAUUCGGCAGACCAUCGAGCGUGCGCCUCAGUCCCAAACUUACAACUGCACGUCGCUCUACGUUCGCAGCGUGGUUUCGCCCACCGCCAUCCUCACCAAGAUUCACGACUGGCUCCCGUCGGGCCAACGCGGCGAAGCAGCCCUGGCCUCCGCGGUCGAGAAUGUCGUGCUCCCCACCGCCAAGAAGGUCUUCGGCACUUGGCUCGACGCCUUCCGCAACGGCGGCAAGGAGAUUAUGGAUGACAUCGACAGGCGCACCAUGGCCAAGCGAGACGCCCAGAUCAAACGCCAUGGCAUCGAGGUCGAUCUCAGCGCCAAUUUGCCUCGACUCUUCGGCCAGAGGAUCACCGACCGCGUCAUCGCAGCCUACAGGAACGGCCAAUGAUCUUCAUGCUUUUAUUGUACACUACAACAACAUCAUCAUCAUCAUCAUCAUCGACUACUUGUGUCCGUGCACGGCCUUCCCUCCGCUGCCGGUCAAUAGCUCAGUUUCUCUGGAGAGAGAGAGAGUUCCCCAAAUCACCAAUUUAUUUAUUACGUGUAGACUCUGUAAUUCAAUUUCUGUUAGGGAGUAGCCCGCGGUGAUCGUCACAACACCUCGAAGUCAAGACCUCAUACAUGUGUGAGUACAGUAUAGUGAGUCUACGAUUGUCUUACUACUGCUAAUCAUCUUGGAUUUGGCAAGCCAUGUCUGGAGCUUUCACUUCCACUAUCGCCUGCGUCAGAAGGGAGUGGGAAGCAGGAGGAUUGUUGGCACCUUGAUGGUAUUUCACUUCACUCGCUGUUCAUAGAGAUUUACGGCAAAAUGUACACACCGCUGAGCAACGCGUCGCGUUGCUCUAGCUGCAUUGUUUGUCACAGGAAUCUAUCCGGAGCACAAGCUCUGUCCAUCUGUUU
Molecule: messenger RNA, 2155 nt
Organism: Marchantia polymorpha subsp. ruderalis
Lineage: Eukaryota; Viridiplantae; Streptophyta; Marchantiopsida; Marchantiales; Marchantiaceae
Source: the annotation of a GenBank genome assembly